AUGUCCCAGCCAAAGUAUACGGUGUUUGUGAGGGUGCCCAUACCCAGGGGAGACUUUAUUGAUCCUCCUCCCGGAGUCAAGUGCAUUGCUGAACGAUUCGAUGUCCCCGUCGAUUUUCUCCUUAAACAAGUCGCGUACUUGACUGAAAGACAUGCGUCGCAGGUUCGAGCCCAAGUCCGAAAGGCUACGGCCGCAGCGAAAGGCUCAGCUGCCCCAUCUCCCAUCCCUGGUGCAGAACCGACUGGGUCAUCCCAUCAGCGCGCUGCAUCUGCCCUUUCAGGACGACGAGACUCACCGAUGCCGCGACCUGAUGGUGCACUGAGUGGAACGCCGCUUUCAAUACCAAUACGCCCGAAUAUGAGUCGUGAUACGUCCGCCAACACGACGAUUCUGAAGGAUGUCGCUAGUUCGUCUUCCCCGCGCCAUGGUACGUCGUUCCCGGCCAGAGCGGCCGACCAGGCAGGCAGGAAGAGACUAUCAUCACUACCGAUAUCGUCAACUACAGCAAAAUCUCCUGAACCGCAGACAAACCAUCGCCGCAAUGAAACGGUUUCGCCGGGACCUGCUGAAUCCAGCUCCAAUGAAUCGUCUGACGAAGAAUCCAGCCCCGCACAGUCUCGAAUUAUCCGUCGACCACCACGGUUUCAACAACAACAGGAAGCUGCUGAAACGUAUCCUGAUGAUGGAGAUGAUGAAUUGGAGCCUGCGUUUCAACCGUUCCAGGCUUUAGAUCAGCCAGGUCAAGACCUGGCUUCUACAGUGAGGGGGGAUGGACGGGCUUCUGGUCGACGAAACCAGAAGAAUCCCAUGCGGGAGUACAUUCACCAAUCUCAAAUGUCUGAUGAUUCGUCGACAGGCUCGCCUACUGCGAUACCAAAGCCAAAAUCGAAGGAAUCCAAGAUACCUGGACCACUCUCUCCACGGCGAGCUGCUGAGCUGGCAGGACGCAGUCCUAGCGGCAAGGGAAAGGCGAAUUCUCGCGAGGGUAGUGACGGGACUCCCAGCAUGGGAAGUAGUUUUAGUGAUCUGGAUGGUCUCUUCAAAACAAUCGCCGUCAUGUUUCGCCGGCAUUGGUCUGGUCUUCCCAAAGAUGCGGCCUUUCCAUCUGAUCUGAAAGGCUUGGGGUCUGUUUCGACCACCCCGAACUAUCACGGUACCCAAGCUAAUAAAAGCAGAUACUUUGUCAACGAUGACGAUGAAAUACGAUCCGUCAAGAGCCCAGAACAGUAUUUUAAAUUCUUCAUCAACAAGAAUUCGCGAAUAAACCAGCGUCAGAGAUUCGAAUUUGAUAAUGCCUUGGAAGACAUAAUUCAUAAGCGUCUCGUUGCUGAAGGACUAGAAAAGAUUGCUUUACCACUAGGAAGCAUGACUUCGGGAAAGCACGUACCUGUGUUUGCGACGCCCGACUUGCCUUCUAAAUCUCGGAUUAUUGUAUUCUUCGGCGAGCCUACCAAAGCCUUGGGCAUGCUGGCCGGCCGAGUCGCCAAUGGGCCCGGUGGUAUUAACAAAGGCUCAUUGGUUUCCGUCGUUCAAGAGCUUCAAAAACAAGUCACCUCCAAUAAAGAUUCGUCGCCGCCUGGCGUGUUCAUUGCUAAUCCUGGCCAGCUGUAUUGGUGGCCCGAGGGUCGCCGCAUGCUUACCACGACGGACAGCACGGCGAUCCCGUUGCCGAGCCUUGUUCAUGCUGGAAGGCGACAUAUUCCCGGCAUCAACACCGUGGUUGCACAUGAAGCGCCAGAAAAGCAUGUCAAGUCUGUUUUCAGCACGUUGCUCGAGGUGGUGGGCGAAUGCACCAAGGUCCAUCUGAUUGCCAUUGGGCAGAGCUGCGAACUGGUGACCAAGUUCUUGGACGACAAGACAAACUGGCACGCUUGGAAGGAUCGUCUCGAUGCUAUGCUUCUCAUGGGAACGGUCUACCCAGCGGACGAUUUGGCCAACCAAGCGCUUCGAGACUUCAUGGCAAAGCGCACCCGCGCGUACAUCGUUUCUGCGGAGCCCCUGGAUGCUCCUCUUGCACCCCCUUCUGGAAAUAAGGAGGAACAAAUCCCAGCUUUUGGGUGUCCGUGUUAUUCUUCCUCGGAGCCCUUCUACGCUGAGAUGGUUCUCAUACGUGCUCUCAAACCAGCCCUUCAGUAUCUGGAAAACGUAGCCCUGGCCCCGGGGUAUGAAAAUGACGAUACUCUAGUAGCAGCAAAGCCUAAGCAAGAGUUUACUGAUGAGGACUGGGAGAAGCUACCCGACUCGGAAAAGCCGCUUAUCGGGGUUGUGGAUGAGGACCAUAUGAAGCAAGAGGUGAAGAAUCAGAAGCGCUGGAGAAAGUUCCUGGAGACCGGAGAAGCUUGUGACACUGAUUCGUCUGACGAUGAAGAGACGUGA
This is a messenger RNA of Metarhizium acridum CQMa 102, 2376 nucleotides long. Lineage: Eukaryota; Fungi; Ascomycota; Sordariomycetes; Hypocreales; Clavicipitaceae. The record is from RefSeq and is a predicted model, not a curated record.